AUGCCUCCGGGGCUGGACUUUACCUUUAACAGGCAGCAGGGCCAGCAGCAGCUGGAGGAGGAGGAACAGAACUGGGAGGAGCUGGAGCAGCAGGGCCAGCAGCAGCUGGAGGAGGAGGAGGAGGAGGAGGAGGAGGAGCAGGGGGGCGAGCAGAAGCAGCAGCAGCAGCAUCAGGAGAAGCAGGGUGCGCCGAAAGCAGGACAAUCCAUCCUCCAGUGUCAGAACGCUUGCUGCAGGCGUAAAAUCCUGACACUGGAGAGGAUGAUUGUCCUGCUGAAGGCCAAAAUUCACCUUAAACAGAUAUCAAACUAAGUUACACUUCGAUCAAUUUAAACUGAAGGUGAAGCAGAUGAUGCCCAAUAGGCUUAUGCGACGUGGUGAGCGCAUGUGCCAGAGGCGUCGUCAGAGUUCAGAGAGUAAGUACCUUAUUUUUGCGCUCCUUCUAAGUUACACAGAUUUUAGUGAUAAUUGAGAAAAAAAACUGUUUUGUCUUAACCUAAAGUGCGUGUUUUGAUGUUGGUUAUCUUU
Messenger RNA from Astyanax mexicanus (Mexican tetra), 528 nucleotides. Its product is annotated as probable basic-leucine zipper transcription factor K. Lineage: Eukaryota; Metazoa; Chordata; Actinopteri; Characiformes; Acestrorhamphidae. The record is from RefSeq and is a predicted model, not a curated record. The transcript has 4 exons. The coding region runs from base 1 to 312 and encodes 103 amino acids.